ACUGCUUCCUCGGCUGAACAUGUUGUUCCACGCCGCUCCUUAAUGGCUGCUCCUGCACGUGUAGCAAUGCGUGUACCAUGCUGUGGGUACACACACUCUAGCACAGGGAACGCUCGGUUCGUGGCAGAGACGCCCAAGCAAGCCGUUGAAAACGAGCCAAGUCUAGAUCUCUACAGGACAACAAAGCAAGCAGACAUUUAUCCUCUUCUCUGGCUAACACAUUGUAUCCACAAGAAGAGCAAUAACUUAAGGUUUUGGCCCGAAGGCCAGUCCAGUCCAGAGCAAAUCAAUGUUCAGCACCAUUUAUACCAUUUUCCUCCUGAUAAAGACUAAUUGAAUGACAUAAGACUCCAAGCCAUCCUUUCACUAUUAUGAGUAAGGCCAAUUCUGAGGCCACUGUCAGUAGCAAUGCCAUCGGAGGGCCGGCCGGCGCUGAAGAUGACGAUGAGGUAGGACGUGAGGCAAGCUCCCCCAUGCUGAGUGGCAGCUCGCUGUCCAGUGGGGAGCAGAAACCAUCCAAUGGGAAAAGAGACACCAGGACUCCUCGACGAACCAACCUGGACGACACAGACGGCGGGAGUGCGUCGAGUGGGAACGACUCGGCCGAGCGGGAGUGCGAGGGCCGCCGCGGCCGAGAGGCCUCUUCAUGCAGCUCGCACAAUGGGAAAGACUCGGCCUUGGAGACUACAGAGAGCAAGAGCUCAAACUCCCACAGCCCGUCACCUCCCAGCAGCUCAAUGGCGUACAGCCUGCUGAGCGGGGGCAGCUCGGAGCAGGACCCCCCCAGCACCAGCGGUUGCAGCAGCGAUCACCCGCAACGCCUGCAGACCCAGCGGGAGCUGCUCAAGGCCCUGCGUGAGCUCAAGAUCCGCAUGCCACCUGACCACAGGGGCAAGGGACGCUCCAGCACGCUGGCCUCCCUCCAGUAUGCACUCAGCUGCGUCAAGCAAGUCCGCGCAAAUCAGGAUUACUACCACCAGUGGAAUGUUGAGGAGACCCACGGAUGCUGUUUGGAUCUCUCCACUUUUACCAUUGAGGAGUUGGACAACAUCACUUCUGAAUACACUCUCCAAAACACAGACACUUUCUCAGUGGCAGUGUCCUUCCUGUCAGGGAAAGUGGUGUACAUCUCACCCCAGGCCUCCUCCCGGCUGUGCUGUAAACCUGAGCAACUGCAGGGGGCGCUCUUCUCAGAGCUGCUGGCGCCACAGGACGUCAGCACUUUCUACAGUAGCACCUCUCCCUGCAAGCUGCCAGCUUGGCCCUCCUGCAACACCUCUGACUUUCCAGGCGAUUGUACUCAGGAGAAGUCCAUGUUCUGCCGGAUCAGUGGUGCGAAGGGGAGUGAGGUGGAGGUGCGCUACUACCCCUUCCGUCUGACUCCUUACCAGCUGACCCUGAGGGACUCGGACAACUCCCAGCCCCAGCCCUGCUGCCUUCUCAUCGCUGAGAAAGUGCACUCAGGAUACGAAGCUCCUCGUAUCCCUGAUGAUAAAAGAAUAUUUACUACAAGCCAUAGCCCGAGCUGUGUCUUUCAAGAGAUCGAUGAAAGAGCUGUACCUUUGCUGGGAUAUCUGCCGCAGGACCUGGUGGGGACUCCCAUGUUGUACUACCUUCACCCCGAGGACAGGCCCCUUAUGCUGACCAUUCAUAAGAAGAUCCUUCAGUUUGCAGGCCAGCCUUUCGAUCACUCUUCCAUGCGUAUGUGUGCGCGGAGUGGGGAGUAUCUGACCAUCGACACAAGCUGGUCCUCUUUCAUCAACCCCUGGAGCCGCAAAGUGGCCUUCAUCGUGGGACGGCACAAAGUCAGAACGAGUCCACUGAAUGAGGAUGUGUUCACGCCCCCUGGUGGCAAUGAGGUGCGCAGCGUGUCCCCGGACGUGGCCCAGCUGAGCGAGAAGAUCCACCGUGUGCUGGUGCAGCCGGUGCACUGUGGCAGCUCGCAGGGCUACGGCAGCCUGGGCAGCGGCACCGAGCAACACGCCAGCACCGGCUCCUCUAGCGACAGCGCCGGACGCGGGAACGAACUCCGCAGCCUCUCUCAGAACCAACUCAGACCCAUGACUUUCCAGCAGAUGUGUAAAGAUAUACACAUGGUUAAAACAAGCGGCCAGGAUGUCUUCAUGGAGUCACGAAACAGACCACCACCUUGUAAAUAUUCUAGCUUGGUGGUUCGAGCAAAUCUGCAGAAAUCUGUAGAAAAUUCCAAAGAGGUACUUCAGGGGGCUCCACCCUCUCUGAAACCCCUCCCUGUAUCAACACCCCCUCCCAGGAAAGAACGGGUCACGGCCUACUCGUACCAGCAGCUGAACUGCCUGGACAGUAUCAUAAGGUACCUGGACAGCUGUAACGUGCCCAACACAGUAAAGAGGAAGUGUGGCUCAUCCUCUGGCACCACCUCCUCCACCUCUGAUGACGACAAGGUCACAGGUAUAACGGAGACGCUGGUGGUGGCCGACGGCUCCAAACCUGCUCUAUCUCCCCUGGCGCUGCACUGUAAGGCAGAGAGUGUGGUGUCUGUCACCUCCCUGUGCAGUUUCAGCAGCACCAUUGUCCAUGUUGGUGACAAGAAACCCCCAGAAUCAGAUAUCGUCAUGAUGGAAGAGGCUCCAACCACGCCCACCCUCACACCAACCCCAACCCCAGCCCCCUCCACGCCAACUCUAGCUACCAGCAGCAUGACCCAGCCACCUCCCCUGCCCUCCGCCUCCCCGAGUACCUCUACACUCCCUGGCAAGGACACCCGCAGAACAGGGUCAGCAGCAACACCAGGAGGAGGUGCUGGCUUGGCUACAGUGGGCCUGACUAAGGAGGUGCUGUCUACUCACACACAGCAGGAGGAAAAGGCCUUCCUCAACCGUUUCAAGGGCCUGAGUGAGCUGCUUGUGCCGCAGCCCAAGCCCAGUCCUCCACCUGCAGGCAAAGGUGUUCGUAGCUCUCAAGAUUACCCAGCAGGAGGCACCAGUGGGCGGAAGCGAGGCCGGGGAGGAAAGAGGCGGAAGCACCAGCCCGAGGGCUCCCAUCUUGGCAGUUACCCCGCGCCCUUCACUAUGCCUCCUCGACCCCCCACGGCCCUGUUCAACCCUGGCUGUUUCCCCACCGGCCCGCACAUCUCCAUGGGCCCCCAGACCUCCUCCUCCUCAUGGCCGUCCUCUGUGGGCUCCCAUGCCAGCAUACCGCCCACAAACCCUCAAUUUGCCCCCGGCUGCCUGCCUUAUUAUCCCAUCUACCCGCCCCAGAUGCCCCACAUGCCCCAGAUGCCGACCUCACAAGUAAUUCCAUCCAUGCUCCCGCCGGUUAUGGCGUUAAUUCUGCCCAACUACAUGUACCCUCAGCUCGGUGGGCUGCCACAGCUGAACCUUGCUGGCGCCGCACCGCUCAACACUCCCAUUCCAAACCUCAACACUGCAACUGCACCCCAGCCAAUGCCCCAGCUAAACCCUUUCACCCCCCAGUUUAACCCUGCUAUGCCACAAAUGAACCCAGUUCUGAACCCAGCAGCAGUGGGCCAUCCAGGUUUAAUGCCAUCAUUGAUGCCAUUUAAUCCCACCAUGCCUGCUGUCCCGCAGCCCUUCUACAACCCAAAUAUCAUGUACCCCCCGUUCCCAAAUACAGUCCCCAUGACCCCCGCCUCUGGGAACCUCUUCACCCAUGGCCCGUCACGCUCCUGUACGCCCCAGUCGGGCGGGGGGCUAGCCAAUGAGGAGCGAGAUGAUGCAGACUCACCCCUCUUCCACUCGCGAUGCUCCUCCCCGCUUAACCUGGUCCAGCUGGAGGAGCUGGCCGGCACCAAAGCCGAGGGCUCAGCGAUGGGACUGCAACAGACCCCACCCCCGGUGGGAGCAGCGUCCCAGGGGAUGUCAGGAAGCAACUCCAAUGGAGACACCAAUGGAGAUGACGAUAAUGUGGAAACCAAUGAGUCCAACCAGGAUGCCAUGUCAACCUCCAGUGACCUUCUGGACCUUCUGAUGCAGGAGGACUCCCGUUCAAGAACUGGUUCUGCCACCUCUGGGUCUGGUUCUUCCGGUUCUGGUUUGGGAUCCUCAGGCUCUGGAUCCAAUGGAUGCAGCACCACAGGGAGUGGUAGUGGAACCGGUAGCAGUAAUACGAGCAAGUACUUUGGCAGUGUGGACUCCUCCGAGAACGACCACUCCCACAAGCAGCAGGCAGGAGACGCCACAGACGACCAGUUCAUCAAGUAUGUCCUCCAGGACCCCAUCUGGCUCCUUAUGGCCAACACAGACGACAAGGUCAUGAUGACCUACCAGCUGCCCAGCAGAGACAGGGAGACGGUUCUUGCGCAGGAUCUGGCGGCUCUGAAGGCGGUGCAGAAGCAGCAGCCGCGCUUCACCGAGCAGCAGAGGAAGGAGCUGAGCCAAGAGCACCCGUGGAUCCUCACCGGAGGCCUGCCUGACGCCAUCAACGUCACGGCCUGCACAGACUGCAGUGGCACCAAGGUCAAACCUGUAUCACCGCUAUUCCUCAAAGACAAGCUCCAUCUCCAGCUGCCGGAGGAGGUCGACACCACUGGUCACACAGCCAGGACCUCCGCCGCCAGCGCCUCCUCCGCCCCCCCGUCGGACGACGUUGCAGAAGCAGAAGAGGCGGAGCGUCUGCCCGUGAGGCCCAGCGACGAGGAGCUGGAGGUGACGUCGUCCGCGGAGGUGUGUGCGGAGGAGUGAGGAGCACUCCGACACAGCGCCACCAGCAGGGGGACCAAGGAGUCCCAGAGAAUCACCAAUGCGGUCGACAUGCGGUCGACAUGCAGUCAUGCCUCUUAGAGCUAAGGUUCAGGCCAGCUCGGCACACACCGCAUACUGACUGUUAAUACUAGAGCUUGUGCUGUUCCACAUGGACAAGACCGAUACUGACCCAGCUGAGUGCACUCAGUUGUGUUGGUUAAGGUUUGUCAAUCCAGAGGGUGGAUCCAAAGUCUGAAUUACCGAAAUUUAGUGAUACUUUGUGUACCUGGACCAAGUGAAACAUGAGCUUGACAAAAGUCUGCAAAGAGGUGGUGGUAGGAAAAUAUGUCGAUAUAUUCCAGUGGUGAAGUUUACCAAGGGUCUAACGGCAUGCGCGCUUAAUCUGUGUGUGCGCAUUACCGAACUAAUGUGCAGGGGAGUGGGAAGUAAGAGAGAGGCCAAAGUAAGCCCUUCAGUCAUUAUUACUUGGGUUCCCACUCACACUGGAUGGAAUGAAAUGUACUUGAAUUUGAGACAAAUAUUUAAAGGUGCAGUCUGUAAUUCUAUUCUACACUUUUUGUCAAAUUCAGCUAAUUGCUCCAAACGGUCCUCUAGCUGUCCAUUCAGUGUUUUCGCGCCAAAAGAAACUCCUGUUUUCGUACACAGUCCUGACUCUGUAAAUGGGAAACAAACUGGUUCAGAGCGAGCCAUAACCAAUCCCAGCCAAUCAAUACAGAGCUUAAGGAGCACGGAAAGGAGGGGUAAAAUUAGUUUUAUCUGUUGAGCACAAAUAUCAACAACCUUUUGUGAAACUGAAACCGAAUCGAAAACGUCACCUUUAAAGAUAACAUACUAAAACGUUACCUUUGCCUGAAGGGUUUGGAGGGUGCCUAAAAUUCCAGUCAAAGUUUGCAUUGUCAUAGUGAACAAUGUUGGGGAGCUGGUCUCCCUUAAACCGGUGAUUUUGUUCACACUGCCCCUUUAAACUUAUAUUAUAUGGGAAUCGGGUUAGCAUUGUAUUUCCAUAUUUCACCAAGAGGCACUCAAACAAUAAGAACCCUGGGUUUAGGGGGAGGCAUGCUCGACAGUUUUGUAAGUACUUUAUUUAGAUGUUUCUUUAAAAGAACUUAUAAAAAAAAUUGUAUCUGUCGUAAUGUAUAUUUGUAAUAUUGUGCUCUCUGUGUUUGUAUAUGUGUAUACAAAGCCCAGUCAGUUGGUCUGUGGGUGUAUAGGAGACUGAGAGCUGACGCACUUUUAAAAUGUGUUGUAAUGGAAGUCCUAUGCCCAGAAGACUGCUGUGGUUUAAUAUGGGCUGUUGAAUUACUGUGUAUUCUGUAUAUAGAUGCUCUCGAAGUUUUUCCCUUUUUUGUUUAUUUGAGACUUAAAUUAUAUUUUUGUAUUUUAUUUUAUUCUUUUCAGAGAAUGGCCCUUUGUAAAAUAUUUUGUUUUGUUUUUGGGCAAAGGGACAAAACUACACAAAUGGACAGAGCCUCCGAUUUCUCAGGAGCUUAGAUAUGCGUUCCCAUGGUAACGCCAUUGUGUUGCUGAGUAGACAGCAGUACUUGAGGAAGGAAAAAGAAAAUAGAACAAUCUCGCUUUUCUCAAGAUGAUGAUGAUGGUGUGUGUGAAAGCAGGCGGAGAUAUCAAGGCCAGAAGUGUACAUAAAAACAGGGCGGAGAUAACCCAAUACACGGUUACUUUUAUUUGUGAAGCAAACAGUAUCAAUGUCCAAUUGCUUAUUCUCCUACUGUGUUUUGCGUAAGUGGCAGGUCCCUGAGUCGAGUCAGGACUGGUUAGUGUUCUGUAGAUGUUCAACACAAGGCAGUCCUAGUCGCUCACAUUUAGAUAGUGAUUUUGACAUACUUCAUAGGAGGCUGCCUUUCCAUGACUUAAUGUGUAGCACCCCCCUGGACAAGGCAAUGGCAGCCAUUUACUGCCGGGACGCCUACCACAUAGUGGUCAUCUGGUGGGGAGGCAAGCAGACUGGUUAGAGAUUAGAUUGCAUCAGGCAUAUUUUAGGGAGCCUGAAUAUAAGAAAGAAGCCAUGUGGGCCAGGACACUGGGUUUACCACUUACCAGUAUCUAGUACCAGGACCACAUCUCAAAAGGUUAACUGUUUGUGUUUGUGUAUAUAUACGUGUAUGGGGAGGUCUCUUUAACAUGUUGUAGCAGUGUGAUCAGGUGUUACACAGCCCAGGAGAAAAUUUGAGAUUUGUUGUUUUUCUGUCUGACUACUUUUUUUGUAAAUAAAGUGUAUUUGAUUCUA
Molecule: messenger RNA, 6948 nt
Organism: Clupea harengus (Atlantic herring)
Lineage: Eukaryota; Metazoa; Chordata; Actinopteri; Clupeiformes; Clupeidae
Gene: per1a
Product: period circadian clock 1a
Biological process (GO): negative regulation of transcription by RNA polymerase II; entrainment of circadian clock by photoperiod; circadian regulation of gene expression
Cellular component (GO): nucleus; cytoplasm
Molecular function (GO): transcription corepressor binding; transcription cis-regulatory region binding
Source: RefSeq, a predicted model, not a curated record